Molecule: messenger RNA, 1503 nt
Organism: Mucor mucedo
Lineage: Eukaryota; Fungi; Mucoromycota; Mucoromycetes; Mucorales; Mucoraceae
Exons: 5
Coding region: 1-1503 (500 amino acids)
Biological process (GO): RNA 3'-end processing
Molecular function (GO): nucleotidyltransferase activity
Source: RefSeq, a predicted model, not a curated record
AUGGAUUUCCAGCAAGCAAUCAAGGUUAUCAAGGAGUGCCAAGUAUUUGCGAACCAAUGUUCGAUGGCCAAUGACCCUCAUGUCAAAGUAGCAAGUAUCAAGACGUUGGUUGAUAUGUUGUCAAGAAAAUUGCCGGACGACCUGAUCCAGAUAUUGACAGAAUAUGGCACACUGGAUGGCUUUAUCACCAAUGCUAAAUUAGAGCUCAAUCACGACGAUGUCCAGCUUAUGUUUGAUUGGGAUUUCCAGGUCAUGACCCAGACCUUGUAUCAAGAAAAGCGGCUGCCAGCAAUCAACCACGAUGGCACUUCCUUGUUUGUCAUUGAUAAGCAUCAUGUCGGAGGUCUUGUCACUUCUGCUCCUCAGGUGUACCAGUCCGAUUUGGAAAAAGAAAUAAUUCAAUUAACAGAGAGUUUGGCAAUCACGCCUGAAUCUUAUGUCAUUCGCGCCGAAAUUCGAAAAAAGAUCGGUACCAUGUUAAACAAAGUUUGGCGUAACAAGGAUCUACGUGUAUCAACAUUUGGAUCAACAUCAACAGGACUGGCAACAGCCGAUGCCGAUAUUGAUCUCUGUAUUUCAGGCCCAGUUCUCGGUUCGGACUAUCAUGGGGGAAGUCUGCAACGAGUUGCAGGAUCCGUGUAUAAUAUGAACUUUUUGGCCAGCAAGCUACGUGAAAUUGGCAUGGAUCAUGUCAUAGCUAUCAAUGAAGCUACAGUACCUAUCUGUAAAUUCAGAGACCCCGAAUUUAAUUUGUAUUGUGAUAUAAACACCAAUAAUUUGAUGGGAAUCGAAAAUACAAAUCUGAUUAUUCAAUACAUGCAUCUCGAUUCUCGUGUACGGCCUUUCCUGUUUGCUCUCAAGUUAUUUAUCAAAACCAAGGAGAUUAACAACUCACAAAAGGGCUUUAUGUGCAGCUACACGUUUAUCCUUAUGGGAUUACAUUUCCUGAUGUUUGUACAAAACCCACCUGUAAUACCUUGUCUCCAAGAACUGAGGAAUGCAACUUGUACUUCUGCCGACUGUAAUAGCCGACAAAGAAGAAGGGUAGCUGAUCAUUUAGUAGCUUAUCACGACUGUGUAAGGGUUGUUAACACGGUGACAGACUUAUACAAUAGCAAAACCACAAGCCCCGAGACAAAUCCCACCAUCUGGUACGGUCGUAAUUCAAAGAAUGUAGGCGAUCUUGUACUUGAACUUUUUACCUGGAUGUCUCAAACCUCCAAUCUACUGAAACCAAUGUCCUUAGCAACCAGUGCUCGAGUAGGCCGCCUAUCAGGGUGGAGAAAGCAUGAUGCCGUAUUUCCGGAUCCAUUUGUUUCUACAAGAAACGUUGCGGGAUCCUGUACGGCGAUUGGAGCCAAAGUAAUUUGUCAAGAGUUCAGACAAGCUUGCAAUAAGUUAAACCAAGGACUCACAUUCAAGGACACGUUGAGUAAGAAUGAUCUUGUAUACAGGCCUGUGGAUCCAAAGUCCAUGAAUUAUCGAUUUGGUCAUCGUAGUUAA